Molecule: messenger RNA, 882 nt
Organism: Hyaena hyaena (striped hyena)
Lineage: Eukaryota; Metazoa; Chordata; Mammalia; Carnivora; Hyaenidae
Gene: MUC7
Product: mucin 7, secreted
Exons: 2
Coding region: 1-882 (293 amino acids)
Cellular component (GO): extracellular exosome
Source: RefSeq, a predicted model, not a curated record
AUGAAAACCCUGACACUGCUGGUGUGUGUCUGUGCCUUGAGUGCUUGCUUCUCAGUCAGUGAAGGUCACAAAAAGCCAUGGAAAACAUAUCACAAAAAGAAUAUUGUCCGACAACGUGUAACCUACCACCAAUUACCAUUUCAUCCCAAACCUCAACCUAACUGGAACAUAUUACUUCAAAAGCAUUUAUUAUUUAAUCCACACAGAUACCAAAAGCCUUCUCACCCAAUCAAGAGAAAGCCAAUGUCAAAACCUAAGUGUCCAGUUAAAACUAACACAGUGGUCAACAGUAACACCGCAGGGGCUACCACUCAAAUUCCAUCUUUGAGUCCCACAUUUACUUCCAACAAAAUUACUGAAUCUCCAGGUGUGACGUCUUUUGUUCAGAAUCCUACCACCAUAACUGAAGACAUCAACACGGGCUCUUCUUCAGCUACCACAUCACCACAACCUUCUACAGCUCCGCCAGACACCACAGCCGCCCCAUCCUCCCCAGCUCCGCCAGACACCACAGCCGCCCCACCUACAUCUUCCCCAGCUCCACCAGACACCACAGUCGCCCCAUCUUCCCCAGCUCCACCAGACACCACAGCUGCUCCACCUACAUCUUCCCUAACGACACUGGCACCAGAACCUUCUUCAACUCCACUGGAGACCACAGCUCCCCCAAAUACCACACCCAAUCCAUCCCCAACCUCUCUUUCACCUGAAACGUCUGAAACUACAGCUGCACUCACAACCCAAACUACUACUCCAGCCGCUAUUCAGACUACUACUGUUGGACAAACAACCUCACCUUUCACACAAAAUCAAAAUAAUACAUUCUGGGAACAUAUUUAUGAGAUACUGAAGUACAUUUAUGGUUUUAUACCAAAUAAAUAG